Molecule: messenger RNA, 2396 nt
Organism: Stylophora pistillata
Lineage: Eukaryota; Metazoa; Cnidaria; Anthozoa; Scleractinia; Pocilloporidae
Molecular function (GO): calcium ion binding
Source: RefSeq, a predicted model, not a curated record
GGCGCGGUUUAAAUCUUUUAUUAUUAUUUAUUAUUAUUAUUGUUAUUACAACAUUUAGCUAAUUAGUUGUUACGCUCGCAAGUAACACUGGUCGCGAAAGAAAGUAUUUCUUGAUCAAUGGAAAUUUAUGAUUGUAUUUUUGUUGCUAUUUCACUGAUUCAUGCUGAUUGUCGAGUUCUCAUAUGCACCACGCGGAGCAGCGGGGCGUGAAGGAAUUCGUGUUCUAGCAACACGACAAACAAAUAUCUGUUUGCAUAUAUACGAAGCCAAACUGAACGUGGUAAACAGCACACGCCAGAAACACAGAUAUGUUGGGCUUAACACUUGUCAGCAAAGUUCGUCUCGACUGAGUUUGUCCUCGCACUGCAUUUUAUCAGAUUAACAAUUUCAUUUAUCGAUAAUUUGUCUGCCAAAAUGUCCGAAGAAACCAACGAGCUAGCCCUGCAAAGGGAUCAAACAACACACGAUUUUGUGACGGGUUUGAAGGAAAGAGAGGAACUUAAAGCGAAACUUCACGAAAAGGAGAGAGAAUGUAACACACUUAAAGGAAACAUUUACGAUAUGAACAAAAAAAUGGAGGAAUUGGAAAAGCAACUGGCUGAGAAGAAUAAGGAAACCAAAAAACGACGUCAAUCAGAGGUAAAAAAACCUAAGAGACCAGCUCAAAGAAAAAGAGAUAAAGGAACUAAAGGUGCAGGAGAGAGAACACCCGAUGAAAGCAAUAAAGAGAAUAUAGACAACCCAUUUGAUGACCCAGAAAAGUUAUACCAGGAAAUUGCCAGGAGAUAUCCUGAUGUUCCUCUGAGUACAGUUCUCCUUGCAGAGAAAAAGUUUGUGGAGGCAGAUCUUGAUAGGAAUGGGACCAUAGACAGUGAUGAACUAGAAAAGAUGUUGGAUUUAAUAGCUCAGCAGGGGAGCUCUCUGAUGUACACAAAGACAGAAAUAAGGGAAAAGAUAUUUAAGAAAAUAGAUGUGGACAAUACAAAUUCUAUAGACUUCUUUGAAUGUAUAGGGAUUUUAGAGAUGAUGCGACAAAACAGAAGCACUGAUCUGCCAGCUGCCUUACAACAAAACAAGAGUGCUGUUUGUGCCAUCCAAUAGCAACUUAUAGAGUGAUCAUGUAAAAAAAGAAUACAGACCAAACACUUUUGAGAAUUUUAAGGAUAUUGACAUUGUCAUUUAGUAAUAAAAAUUAUAUUCAGUGUUAAUUCACUGUGGGAAGUAAAAUUAACAAGAGAAACUUGUUAGAAGAUCAUUCUUUGGUUGAUAUUGGUAAUUGCUACUUUAUGGUGCUUUAAGUAUGCGCACAUGUUAUCAUAAUGAUACAGAAUGUAGGUGUCAUGAUCAAUAUGCAUUCAACUUUUGUACACAGAUGGUUGUCAAAAUGUCCUAGCCAAGUUAGAUUUGUUUGGCAUUAUAUUGUGGCCCUUGACAACAGUGGCAAAUGACACAGCUAUACCAUGGCUAUUAGUCUUCUAAAAUAUUUGAAGAAUUUGUUCAAAGUUUGCCAUUGUACAUGUAGAUCUGUAGAGCAUCAGGUCUUAUCUCUUGGUUCAUUUCUCACUAGAUUUACUAAUCUGCUCAAAUUAUGAAAUUUAUAUAAAAAACAAAACAAAAAUAACAUUGAAAACUGAUACUUUGUGGAUGAGAUGAACCACAUUGAGCAUAUUUAAGCCCCCACAUAUUGGUUGUGUUUGUACUUUAAUAAUAAUGAUGACAAAGAUAACAGUAAUAUUAAUAAUUUUGAUAAUUACAAUAAGGAUAAUGUAUGGCAUUAACAAUAAUGAUGGUAGUUAUAUUGAUAUGUGGCUAGAAUUCCAGCAUCAUCCUUCAUGGUUUCCAGAGAGCUGGAGGUCCUAGGAAAAAUCAUCAACUGUGAAUUCAUUUUUUGUAAUCUUUUCUAAUAACAAUUUUGUUUGGAGUCCCAACAUGAUUCUGAUUUGAAGAAAUCAAAUCCUUGAAUAUACACUUGAAAGAUUUCAGAUUUGAAUUUGACUGAAGCAAGAGCAAACAGAUCCAAAUUUAAAAAAAUUAUGAGUUUAUCAAUAACUAGACUUCAUGGGGCUUACAUUUACUUCAUAUGCGUUGAAUGUUUGUAAGAACUGCAACAUACUUUAUUAUCAGUCAUUUAAUUCUAUCAAUUAAUAUACUAUGAAAAUUUGAACAAGCAAAAGAUUAAUUUUGCUAUCUUAAAUUAUUAAGUAUAAAUUAUUUUGCCUUCUAUUCAACCUCGCACACAAAGGCUGUGAACUGGCCAGACCUAAAUUUUAGUACAGAAUUUUCUUAGGAAUUUGUCUCAACCUUUAACUAUGGAAAAUGUAUAAGUCAUGUUUACAGACAUCUUGUCAAUUGCUGCGUUUGAAUUACGUUCUAAUAAAGUUAACAUAUUUAUCAUA